AUGAUGCGGAGAAUUAGUUUUGGAGCUAAAUGGUUGGAUAGGAUGGAAGGGCUAAUCAUUAGUAGUUCCACGUCAAUUUUUGUGAAAGGUAGUCCCACAAAAGACUUUAGGGCUUCUAGUGGCUUACGCCAGGGAGACCGUCUGUCACCUUUCCUCUUUCUUUUAGUGGCUAAAGGGUUGGCGGGAAAGAUAGCAAAAGCGAAGUCUAAAGGAGAGUAUCAGGAGUUUUCUGUGUAUAACAAUACUCAGUUUGAUCUCUUACAAUUUGUCAAUGAUACAAUUUUAAUUGGUGAUGGAUCUUGGAAAAACCUUUGGCGUAUCAAAGCGCUUUUUAGAGGCUUUGAAUUAGUGAGGGGCUUGUGA
Molecule: messenger RNA, 363 nt
Organism: Vicia villosa (hairy vetch)
Lineage: Eukaryota; Viridiplantae; Streptophyta; Magnoliopsida; Fabales; Fabaceae
Exons: 1
Coding region: 1-363 (120 amino acids)
Source: RefSeq, a predicted model, not a curated record